Molecule: messenger RNA, 1216 nt
Organism: Sphaeramia orbicularis (orbiculate cardinalfish)
Lineage: Eukaryota; Metazoa; Chordata; Actinopteri; Kurtiformes; Apogonidae
Product: claudin-23-like
Exons: 1
Coding region: 88-924 (278 amino acids)
Cellular component (GO): bicellular tight junction; membrane
Molecular function (GO): structural molecule activity
Source: RefSeq, a predicted model, not a curated record
CGCUGCUGUCUUCACUUCAUUCCACGGAGACUGGAAGUAAGAACACACACAUCAUCAUCAUCAUCAACAACAACAACAACAGGAAACAUGCCCAGACGCACGGCGCAGGAGUGGAUCAGGUUAUCCUUACGCACUCCGGGGAUCCUGAUCUUCGGGUUGGUCAUGGCUCCCUGCGGGUGGGUCCUGGAUCUGACCGCCACUGUGGCCCCCAACUGGAGAACUAUUUCCAGCGUCCAAGGCCGCCCAGAAAAUGAGAUCGUGCAGCAGGGUAUCUUCGAUAUCUGCAUCGCCUCCUCCACCGACACCAGGAGCACAUGCAGCCAGGAGGACGCCACCUACUUCGGCAACGACAUCAUCCCCAUCGCCCAGGGUCUGAUGGUGGCCUCCCUGGUCAUCACUUUAAUCGGGCUGGCUGUGGCCAUUCCGGGUGUCCGCUGCUGGAGAGACAGGCCCAACUGGGUGGUGGCAGGUCUGGGGGGACUGCUGAUCUUCUGCUCAGGGGUCCUGACCAUCAUCCCCAUCGCCUGGUACACGCACAUCCUCUCCAACGUCACCACGGUCACCCCGCUGACGUCCCCCUCCGUCCUGCAGGUCGGGUACUGCAUCGUCCUGGGCUACAUCGGCGGCAUAUUUGAGGUCCUGGGGGGCUUCGUCAUGUUCAUCGGUAUCUGUCGCUGCUGCGGUGGCAAAAACCGAGGAGAGGUUCGUGUGGAUGAAGUCACCGCCGGCAGACAGUUCAGGCACCAGAAACCUCCGCCAAGACGCGUGGACGUGCCGACCCUGAGCCGACCCCGGAGCGCAGCCAGCAGCGUCCCCUACUCCAAAGAUUCUAUGGAUGAGGAUGUGUCCUUUCCACGGGCCAAGAGUCCCGCACGGUCCGUGAACACCUCAUACAGCGCACAACCCUAUGAUGCAGACCUGUGAACCAGAACCAGAACCAGAACCAGAACCACAUCUGGAGCAUCAAAGAAAGAAGGACACAAAGUGCAGAGGAGAAGUGAGUGAUGUGAAUAUGUAAAGAAGAGACUGAGAGCAAUGACCUCAGAAUUAACCACACAUCUAGUUUAGUUCCGUUGGAAACUACCUGGAACACAACAUCCAAAUCCUCUAUUCUAUUCUAUUCUAUUCUAUUCUAUUCUAUUCUAUUCUAUUCUAUUCUAUUCUAUUCUAUUCUACUCUAUUCUAUUCUAUUCUAUUCUAUUCUGAAGUCAUCAUA